Messenger RNA from Ooceraea biroi (clonal raider ant), 1172 nucleotides. It is a transcript of the gene mRpL9, whose product is annotated as mitochondrial ribosomal protein L9. The record is from RefSeq and is a predicted model, not a curated record. Gene Ontology annotation, biological process: translation. Lineage: Eukaryota; Metazoa; Arthropoda; Insecta; Hymenoptera; Formicidae. Gene Ontology annotation, cellular component: ribosome. Gene Ontology annotation, molecular function: structural constituent of ribosome.
ACUGCGCCCUUAGUUAUAUUGGGUCUCUAUAGUUAUGUUUGGUUAAGUAUAUGGUGACUUAUGGCACGUUUGUGGAACCAAACCUAAAAAAGAUUCUGAUAAUUAAACGCAAUAUUUCUAAGAGAAAUUGUUGCUGUUGUACGAUGAAGUUUAGAUGAAUAUACUAAUUUGUUGUUAAAGAAUCAUAUAGCUAAAAUUUGUUCUUGUCAACAGCAAAUUAACCUAGCAUCUAGUUUCAAAAUUAUUUCAUCCUUUAUUAUUAUCGCAGAGCGAUUUAAAAGGAAACAACUAUGCUGAAAUUUCCGAAAUUACUCGUAAAUCAUGUAAAGAUGUUAGCAGCGCCUUUGCCGAGUCAAGCAGACUGUUUGUUACAACAAACACGGAAUACUUAUAUUCUUAAAAGAAAAUAUGAACUCCCUCUGCACAAGAAGAAUCAGAAGCCACAUCGCUUCAAAUCAAGGCAUUACAUUUAUGAAGUUGUUGAUCACCAGGAUAAAAAAAAGCAGAAAGUACUCGAUUUGAUUCUAACUAAAUUUGUAUCAGGAAUUGGUAAUGUUGGUACUAGGGUAUCGAUACCUGCAAAUGUUGCAUACAAGUCGCUUUUACUGCCAAAAUUAGCAGAUUAUGCUACUCCUGAGAAUGUUGAAAAAUAUAUGAAACUAGUAGAGACUCAAGAGGUCGAGUCACCAUUUAGUUCUGUUACUGUGGAGAACACAAUGAAGUAUCUGACACAGUUACAAGUAGCAGUGGUAAUGUCGAAGGAUGUACCGUGGACAUUGGAAAAAUGGCAUAUAAGAACACAUUUUCGCAAAGUCAGUGUCAGUGUGCCCGAAGAUGCAAUAACAAUGCCUGAAAAACCGAUAUCAGGACCGAACAUGGAUAUAGAAGGAAAAGAAUUUUAUGUUACGCUGACGAUUAACAAUCGCGAGCAAAUUAAGGUGAGAUGUGUCAUACAUCACUGGGCGACUGAAAAGGCGGCGCGAUUAUUUGUCCCCGAGUUUUGGAAGUUACCACCUGAGCCAAUAUUUCCCGAGGACAAACCGAUAUUAGAUUCUCUCCAGUCCGAGGCGAAUAAAUUGAACGAAUCGGAAAACAAAUUGAGUUGAACAAGUGAAGAUGUACAUUUGUCACUUAUUAUCUUAUAAAAUGAAUAAAUAAUAUUUAAAAAAAAG